UCAUUGACGACGAGAGAAAUUCAUUCUGAUUUUUAAUUCCUGACAAGUGCAAAAAUCUAUAGCUAAACGAAACCAUUGGCGAUUACUCUGAGAUGGAACCUUUUAGUGCAAGUUUUGAUUCUUCAAACCCAUUAGGGUUUUUGGAGAAAGUCCUUGACUUUAUUGGGAAAGAGAGCAACUUUCUGAGGAAAGACACGGCUGAGAAAGAGAUCACCGAUGCUGUUACGGCCGUGAAGGAGAGGUUGAGGGAAGCAGAGAAGAAGAAGAUGACGGAGUCCAUGGAGGUGGAGAAGGUGAGAGCCUCGACGUUGCCGUUUAAUUCAAGUUUUGAUCUUUCAGACCCAUUAGGGUUUUUGAAGAAAGUCCUUGACUUUAUUGGGAAAGAGAGCAAUUUUCUAAGGCAAGACAAGGCUGAGAAGGAGAUCAUUACCGCUGUUACGGCCGCGAAGGAUAGGUUAAGGGAAGCGGAGAAGGAGAGUGUAAAGCAAGCAACAGAGAAGAUUAACAAGUACGGACUGCAAAUUAGGGCUCCGUCACAGAAAAAACAGUCAUCAUCUCGACCUCCACUUCGGACUGCUUCAAUAUUUGGUGAGGAUGAUGAAGACAACGAUGUCGAGAAGGAGAUUUCUCGACAAGCUUCAAAGACCAAGGCUCUUAAAAAGAUUGAGGAGCAACAUAAGAAAGCUUUGAAGGAGGAUCCUUCUGCUUUUGCAUACGAUGAAGUUUAUGAUGACAUUAAACAUGAAGCAGUGCUUCCACGAAUGCAAGAUCGCGAAGAGCACAAGCCAAGAUAUAUACAGCAUAUUAUGAAACAAGCAGAACGUAGAGGAAAAGAACAUGAAAUAGUUUAUGAGAGAAAGCUUGCGAAAGAAAGGGCGAAAGACGAACAUCUUUUUUCCGAUAAAGAAAAGUUUGUAACUGGUCCCUUUAAAAGAAAACUAGAGGAACAAAAGAAAUGGCUGGCGGAAGAAAGAUUUCGCGAACUUCGAGAAGAAAGAGAUGAUGUUACAAAGAAGAACGACUUAAGUGAUUUCUACUUCAACAUUGGUAAAAAUGUGGCAUUUGGAGCUCGAGAUAUCGAAGCUAGAGAUGCAGAGAGACUCGAGGAGCUGAGAAAGGCAGAUAGGCUCGAGGAGCCGAGAAAAGAAGAGACAAUUAAAGAGAAGAAAAGAAAAUCACCGGAGAAGGAAGUGUCCCCUGACUCAGGAGAUUUUGGAUUAAGUAGUAAAAAAAGCGUCAAACCGCAUCAAUCAAAGAGGCAGCAAAAAGAAACGCCGAAAGCCACUAGAGAGGAUGCGAUAGCGGCUGCAAAAGAGCGGUUUGUAUCCCGUAAGAAGGCAAGGAUAGAAAAGUAGUAGUGCAACUUGGCAGAUGUCAGUCCAACGGUCACCAACUUUUGGUUCCUGAUAAUCGAUCAACCUUUGUUUUAAAACUUUUCUAGAUAACGCUUAUUCAAUUGUAAUUUUAUUUGCAAAACUUGUAAUGUAAAAUUCAUCAUAAGGUAUGUAUUUCGAGCCACGACGGUCCACUCACUUCCAACCUCGCUAUAGCUACUCAUCCAAGCCAUUGAUGCAAAAUCUGUAAUUUGAAGGACAGCUUAUGUCUCUGAUUUGGAUCAAGAACUUAAACCUCUCUUUCCUUUAACAUAGUUCUACGCUCUGUUUUAAGCUCUGUUU
Arabidopsis lyrata subsp. lyrata is the source of this 1676-nucleotide messenger RNA. Its product is annotated as nuclear speckle splicing regulatory protein 1. The transcript is spliced from 4 exons. The record is from RefSeq and is a predicted model, not a curated record. NCBI's taxonomy places the organism in Eukaryota, Viridiplantae, Streptophyta, Magnoliopsida, Brassicales, Brassicaceae. Bases 93 to 1355 code for a protein of 420 amino acids. Gene Ontology annotation, biological process: regulation of alternative mRNA splicing, via spliceosome.